CGAGUUUUCAUGAAUUCUCCCAGAAGCCACCCCUCUUCCUCUUCCUGUAAGCGGCCUCAGGUGAUCUGUGAAAAUGGUCCGCUACUCUCUUGACCCAGAAAACCCCACAAAGUCAUGCAAAUCAAGAGGUUCAAAUCUUCGCGUUCACUUUAAGAACACCCGUGAAACUGCACAGGCCAUCAAGGGUAUGCAUAUCCGAAAAGCUACCAAGUACCUGAAGGAUGUCACUUUAAAGAAGCAAUGUGUGCCAUUCCGGCGUUACAAUGGUGGAGUUGGUAGGUGUGCCCAGGCCAAACAGUGGGGCUGGACACAGGGACGGUGGCCCAAAAAGAGUGCUGAAUUUUUGCUGCAUAUGCUUAAAAAUGCAGAGAGUAAUGCUGAACUUAAGGGUUUAGACGUAGAUUCUCUGGUCAUUGAACAUAUCCAGGUGAACAAAGCACCCAAGAUGCGCCGCCGUACUUACAGAGCUCAUGGUCGGAUUAACCCAUACAUGAGUUCCCCCUGCCACAUUGAGAUGAUCCUCACUGAAAAGGAACAGAUUGUUCCUAAACCAGAAGAGGAGGUUGCACAGAAGAAAAAGAUAUCCCAGAAGAAACUAAAGAAACAAAAACUUAUGGCACGGGAAUAAAUUCAGCAUAAAAUAAAUGCAAAUAAAAUAAAAGAAUGUUGGUUGUCUUAAGUUAGUAAAUCGUUUGGGUGUUCUCAUAAGAUGGACCAAAUAUGUUUGUUUAUGACUAAAAUUAGAAACAAGUUUUUAUUUGCC
Molecule: messenger RNA, 763 nt
Organism: Sciurus carolinensis (gray squirrel)
Lineage: Eukaryota; Metazoa; Chordata; Mammalia; Rodentia; Sciuridae
Gene: Rpl17
Product: ribosomal protein L17
Exons: 7
Coding region: 74-628 (184 amino acids)
Biological process (GO): cytoplasmic translation
Cellular component (GO): ribosome; cytosolic large ribosomal subunit
Molecular function (GO): structural constituent of ribosome
Source: RefSeq, a predicted model, not a curated record